ACGGCUUCAAGUUGGAUUUUAAGGGUGUCCCCUCCUGUCUGGGGGCCGCAGCCCCCUCAGUGCCCACCUCCGGCGGCGCUUCAGGCGACGAGGUUUCCCAUCAGCAGUUCAACAUUUUUCCGGCCAUCUUCAGCAGGCAACUUAAUUUUAACGCCUGUCCACAAAAAUCCAUGAUGGAAGAUUUAAGGCCGAACUUGGUCGGCGUCGGAAAUCUUCUCGGAGUCUCGGGGUUACUUGAUGACCAUCAUGGACAUCUUAUGGGUGGGGGGUCUAAUGGGGAUAAGGGAACACCUAGAAAGUGCAAUACUAGUGGAUCUUCCGCAGAAGAUUUUACUGCUAUUUAUGGUGGAUUACCUCAUUCUCAUGAUCAUCAUUCACAUACUCCUGCACAUACUCCACCAGCUGCUCCUAGAACUAUUACUGAUCAUACAGACGGCGCUUUUAAGAAACUCAAACCUGAACCAACGUCGACCGGAAGUGGUAGUUUAGGUACCGUUUCUCCCGGAGGUCCACAACACGCCGGGCAUACUCCAACAACAGCCUCUUGUCCAACGCCUGCAAGAAGAAGACAUCGCACCACAUUUACACAAGAACAACUCGCAGAAUUAGAAGCUGCUUUUGCAAAAAGUCACUAUCCCGAUAUUUAUUGUCGAGAAGAAUUAGCAAGGAGUACGAAAUUAAAUGAAGCUAGAAUACAGGUUUGGUUUCAAAAUAGAAGAGCGAAAUAUCGAAAACAAGAGAAGCAGUUACAGAAAGCGUUGGCGCCGUCGGUGUUGCCGGGUUGCAAUGGGGCCAUGAUGAGGAACAUUUACCCGGGGGCGGCGCGCGGGUACCAGCCGUAUCCACAUCCGACGGCCAUCAACCGCUAUCCGCAGAUGAGUACCAGUUCUUAUCCAACGAUGGCACAAUCUUUUUCGAUGUCCCAUAGUACGAAUAUGAGCACCGUUGCUGGGAUGCGACAAGAUGCUAUGGGUAUGAGUGCAGAAGAUGAAUGGUACAAUAAAAGUUUAUCGGCAUUGAGAAUGAAUUCAACUCAUCAUCCAAACCUGGCGGCUCCAAUGUUACAAUACCAAACGUAAUCUUCAAGGAAUAACCGUGAGGAGAGUAUGUAAUAAAUAAAUUUUUGAGAACCCGUCUAUUUCCAACUUUUUUUUGAAUAGAAACAGCUCAAAUAAAAAAUCUUCUUAACUACUUCGUUUUCACGGAAUGAAACAAAUGUAAAGUUUGUCCAAUAAAAUUGUCCAUAAAUCUACUUUUUUAAUUAAUUUUGUACAUAAACUGUGAUACUCGUUCAGUUUCCGGAAUCGAAAAAUAAAGAGAAUAUAGUGCGUAAAUAGUGGUAGUCAUAUUUCUUUCGAGGUCUGUAAAAUUGUGUGGCGAGUCGUUUCAUUUAUUACGUAAAGAAUGUAUAAAAAAUUGAUUGAUUUUUCUACGUGUACUUCAAAAGAAACUAGAUAAUUCAAGAAAUUUUAAAAUGAGAUUAUCGAAAACCUAAAAAAACUACAAACAAAAAACUCCUCAGUGUUUUUAGCCUAAUGAAGAAAUGAUAUUGUUACAGGGGCAGUUUAAAAAUUAACAAAAAAAAAAAAAGAACUCUGGUCAGUUUUUUAACCGGCCUUUAUACAUACAAAAUAUAGAAUAAAUUGAAAAAAAAAAUAUAAAUAUAUAUAUUAUGAUUACAUGUGCCAUAUAUUUAUUGUAUUAUUAUUAUUAUUAUUGAAAAAUUAAUGUGUGUCGUAUGUUCUUUAGAUUUUAAGAAUAUGUGUAAAAUUGUAAAUAAUAAUAUUAAAAAUAAAACAUUAAUAAUU
Messenger RNA from Onthophagus taurus, 1808 nucleotides. Its product is annotated as homeobox protein unc-42. NCBI's taxonomy places the organism in Eukaryota, Metazoa, Arthropoda, Insecta, Coleoptera, Scarabaeidae. The record is from RefSeq and is a predicted model, not a curated record. Gene Ontology annotation, molecular function: RNA polymerase II transcription regulatory region sequence-specific DNA binding; DNA-binding transcription factor activity, RNA polymerase II-specific. Gene Ontology annotation, biological process: regulation of transcription by RNA polymerase II.